AUGACAACGAGGAAAGCCAGCAGCGUGGCGGCGGACGCGGUGACUACCUCCACCACCACCACCACCACCAACCAGCAGCACCAGAACCGGCCGAGGAGCCGGAGUCCCAGCGGCGGCGUCCCGGGGACCGAGGCGGCGGCGGCGGCGGGCGGAGGGGCGGUGGAGAUGUUCGGGGAAUUUCAGGACUGGUGCCUGCGGACGUACGGAGACUCCGGCAAGACCAAGACCGUGACCCGGCGCAAAUACAACAAGAUCCUGCAGACGCUGAUCCAGGGGGACGAGGAGAACAGCAACGGGGUGUUCCUGCACGAGAAGACCAACAACCACAUCAACGCCAAAUUCAAAUUCUGGGUCAAGUCCAAAGGCUUCCAGGUCGGGACGCUGCAGGACGCCAAGACCGGGUCCCCGGACAGACCGGUGCUGUACGUCCCCAUCAAGGCGACGUGUGUGGACGGGGUCUCCGGCGUGGACCCGUCUCUGAAGCGCGUGGCGGUGGUCGAGGAUUUCUUCGACAUCAUCUACGCCAUGCACGUGGAGAUCAGCAGCGACCCCGGCAAAGCCCCCAAACACGCCGGCCAGAAGAAGACCUACAAAGCUAUAGCGGAGACGUACGCCUUCCUGCCCAGAGAGGCGGUGACACGCUUCCUGAUGAGCUGCGGAGAGUGUCAGAAGAGGAUGCACAUCAGCACUGCGGGCCAAGACUACAAAGAGAACGACAGACCGAGCUCUCUGGUGUUGGAGGUGAUUGACUACAACAUGCCUCUGACCACCACCUACAUGAAGCACAUGAAGCUGCAGUGUAUGGGCAACAACAAGGAUGACAGUUCAUUGAGCAGCGAGGAGGAGGCCGAGAUGAGCGAGCCCACAUGGCUAGCAGCUGAUCUGGGAGCAGCGUCUGACCUGAGCCCGCCGAGCCGAGCCGAGAGGAUGCGACACAGCCCGCAGAACGCACACGGCAAGGAGGACGACGAGAGCAGAGCGGUUCUGCUCACGGCUCCUGCUGUUGCUAAGAGACUUUUCAAAAAGCUGUCUGUAGUGCUGCGCUCUUUAAAGUAGAAAUUAAAUAUAUUUAACUUCUCUUGCUGUGUUCUCGCAGCGCUGGAAGCCACUAAACUCUCAGCGCUGUGGGGCGCUCACAGCAGCAGCAGCCUCCCGUUUGAACACGCAGCCAAAGA
Messenger RNA from Centropristis striata (black sea bass), 1175 nucleotides. Its product is annotated as nucleolar protein 4-like. The record is from RefSeq and is a predicted model, not a curated record. Bases 1 to 1056 code for a protein of 351 amino acids. NCBI's taxonomy places the organism in Eukaryota, Metazoa, Chordata, Actinopteri, Perciformes, Serranidae. The transcript has 6 exons.